Panicum virgatum (switchgrass) is the source of this 1119-nucleotide messenger RNA. RefSeq lists its product as uncharacterized. Lineage: Eukaryota; Viridiplantae; Streptophyta; Magnoliopsida; Poales; Poaceae. The record is from RefSeq and is a predicted model, not a curated record. Bases 144 to 869 code for a protein of 241 amino acids. The transcript has 2 exons.
UAAUGACCUUGAAGAAACUCAAGUUGACCAACCUACUAGUGAUCCAACCAUCGAUGACGGCCCUGCCGCAGCCAAGUGUUCUCAGGGUAGAUAAAAAAAAUUCAGUACUGAGGAGGACUGUCUUCUUGUUUCAGCAUGGUUAAAUGUGGGCAUGGAUCCUAUUCAAGGAGUUGAUCAAUCCCAAGGCACAUAUUGGGGAAGAAUAUAUGAUUAUUUCCAUGAUUCAGGAUCGGAACCGGAGUGGUUCUAGAGUUGAUGACAAGGUAUACGCAUUAUUUCAGUUGUAUGAUCAUUAUUUGAUGUUUAUUUUGUUUUCAAACUUGCAGAUCGCAGAAGCUUGUGCACUAUUCAAGUCAGAAGACAGGAAGAAUAGGAAGUUUACCUUGAUGCAUUGCUGGAAUAUCCUGAAGGACAAGCCCAAGUGGAUGGAGAGGCGGAAGGAAAUUACUUGUGCCAAAAAAACAAGCAACAAGAAACAGAAGGCAACGGCCAUUUCAAGUCUUGCAUCAGGAGAACCUGCUGCCCCGGAUGCCGGUGGUUCGGAUGCUCAACCAUCAGGAAGACUGGAUGGAAAGAAGAAAGAGAAAAAGAAGCUAAGGCAGGGUAGAACCAUUGAAGCAGUUGAGUUUCUAAUGGAAAAGAAGAAAGAAGCUGACCGUGAGAGAGAGUUGAAGAAAGAUGAGAGGUGCAACAAAGCCUUUGCUCUGCAGGAAGAAAGGCUCAAAUUGGAGAGGGAAAGGUUUGAGUUCCAUAGAAAGCUGGAAGAGGACAAAAUUAUUUAUAUGGAUUUGAGCACAAUGACCUUCGAUGACCAGCAGUAUUUUGAAGAUCGUAAGAGAGAGAUUCGGGAAAGGCGUUUCAAUAACUAGAUCAGACUACUUUCAGCUCCGGUUCAGUGAUCUUUGAAAGAUCCUUAAACUGUUAUCUUUUUUUGGAAGUGCCACUGCUGUGCACUGCAUUGUUAUCGUAAUUAUCAGCGUCAUGAACUAGUAGUAUUAUUAUUCGGUCAUGAAACUGUGUUGCUACUGAAAUGAAUUGUCAUGCUUUGAAAUGAAUGUAUAUCAUCCAGAUCUGUUAUGCUUUUGAAAUGAAUGUAUCCUCUCCAGAUUUGUUUCUCUA